AUGGCGGGUCCGAACGUAGCUAAUCAACUAGCUGAUCAACUUAUGAAAGCUGCGGAAGUGGUGGAAGAACACAUUGACAGUGAAAUGAAAAAGCUUGAUACUAUGGAUGAGGACGAUCUUGAAGUAAUCCGACGACGUCGUCUGGAGGAGAUGAAGAAAGUACAGAAAGCAAAGCAGGAAAUGCUCGCCAACGGUCACGGUGCCUAUACAGAAGUUGCUGAUGAGAAAGAGUUUUUCGAGGCAACAAAGAAAAGUAAAAAUGUCGUGUGCUUAUUCUACCUCGAUGGCAACUUUACAUGUAAAGUAGUGGAUAAACAUAUGAAAAUCCUAGCUGCCAAACACAUGGGAACACGAUUUAUUCAUGUGAAUGCUGAAAAGGUUCCCUUCCUCGUCAAACGUCUUAAUAUUCGUGUUAUUCCCACAGCCGCUAUUGUGAAAGAUCAGCAAGCUAUUGAUUACAUUCGAUUCGAAGAUCCUAACGUUACCAAUGACUUCAAAACUGAGGUGUUGGAGGCUCGCUUGGCAGGAACCGGGAUAAUAAAGGUUGACAAAAUUAAGACGGAACCACAAAGAAUGAAGAUUAUACGAGGUGCUGGAUCGGCAAAUAAUGAGAAUGAUGAUUGGUAG
Molecule: messenger RNA, 627 nt
Organism: Cooperia oncophora
Lineage: Eukaryota; Metazoa; Nematoda; Chromadorea; Rhabditida; Trichostrongylidae
Source: the annotation of a GenBank genome assembly